GUUUAUUCCACCAGAUUGCUAACCCUAUUAAUUACAGGCAUACGUUGUGAUAGAUAAACCGACUAGUCUAGUGAUCACAAAACCGAUUUUAAGUAUGUAUUCGUAAUUCCCAAAACUCUCCUCCUUCCCGAAACCCCCAUUAAAGCCCCAUUAGUUCGAAUCGAAGGAAUAAAUGCACUCCUUCCCGGAACGAUCAUAGGGAUUUGCCGUCGGGCUCGAACAUGAUACUCGUAUAUUUAUUAUUCCACUAUUUUCCGUUGUCAUUCUAUCCGAAUUCGUGAAGCUGAAAAGUCGAAGAUGCUUUCGGUGACUUUGGUGACUCUCGUGCUCCUAGCGAAUGAUCAAUUAGUGCGCGGUUCAGUGAUCAGGCAAACGAAAAUCAACCGAACUCGCUUCGAAUAUACGAUAGAUGAUCUGCGAAGUGCCAAGUAUCCGAUGAAAACUUCCGACGAUUUUUACAUGGAUCCCUGCAAAGCUCGUAAUUUCUUGGAAGAUAUUGCUCUAACUCCUGAAGAUAGCGUCGAAAAAUGGAAGAAAUCCUACCCUACAAUCGAAAAGGAAUACAAACAAGAUGAGAAUCAAAUCAAAGGAAACAAAGAAUCAUUAGGAAACAAAGAAGCGUUACAAAACAGGUUGAACGAAGAGGUGUUGUCGAAAAGGAUUCCAACGGAGGAAAUUAAAUUAUCUCACGUGCGCUUGGAGAGAGCGGUGGCAACGAAAAUAGAAAGAAUUUGGGAUUACGGCGUGAUUCCCUACGAAAUCGACGAUAGCUUCAGCGGCUGGCACAAAGCCCUGUUCAAGCAAGCCAUGCGACACUGGGAGAAUUUCACUUGCAUCAAAUUCGUCGAGAGGAAUCCCGCGGACCAUCAGAAUUACAUCGUGUUUAUGGAAAAAUCCUGCGGUUGUUGUUCCUUCGUGGGGAAAAAAGGAAACGGAGCUCAAGCCAUCAGCAUAGGAAGAAAGUGCGAUAAAUUCGGAAUAGUUGUGCACGAACUAGGACAUGUUAUUGGAUUCUGGCACGAGCAUACAAGACCAGAUAGGGACGAUCACGUCACCAUCCUCAAAGAGAAUAUACUCACAGGACAAGAUUACAACUUCAAGAAAUUGAACAAAAACGACAUCAGUUCUUUGGGUGUUUACGAUUAUAAUUCCAUCAUGCACUACGCUAGAAACACGUUCUCGAAGGCUAGUUACUUGGAUACAAUCCAACCGAUAAAUGUUCCAGAAGGCGUCCAUCCGAACAUAGGACAAAGGAUAAAACUGAGCGAAGGAGACAUCGAACAAGCUAACAUCCUUUACCAAUGUCCUAAAUGCGGUAAUACAUUUCAAAAACAUUCUGCAUCGUUUUCCUCUCCAGUGUACUGGAAAACGGUUCCUAAAGAGGGUGUAAAUUGUGAAUGGAGAAUAACAGCAACACACGGAGAGAAAAUAACCCUUAAUAUCAGCAACCUGGACAUUCGUAAAGAACCAAAUUGCAAAACCGACUUUUUGGAAAUCAGAGACGGUUACUGGUUCAAAUCGCCAUUGUUGGGCGUAUUCUGCGGCACAGGAAACUCGAUAUUAGUGAAAUCUACAGGCAGCAGGAUGCUGGUUACGUACGUUUCGAAAAACCCGUCGGGAUAUAGCGGAUUUACGGCCAAUUACGAAGCGGUGUGCGGUGGAGAAUUAACCAUAGACUCCGAAGAUCACCUGGAAUCCCCCAAUUACCCCGACGAAUACCGAGAAAACAUCGAGUGCAUUUGGAAACUAACAGUUCCGAAGACCUAUCAAGUAGCCCUACGGUUCCAAUCGUUCGAUUUGGAGAAUCACGACAACUGCGCGUAUGAUUACCUGGAAAUUAGAGAUGGAAUAGAUUCGAACAGUCCUGUUACGGGAGUGUACUGUGGCCAUAAAAUUCCCUCGGAAAUUAUAUCUACUUCCAACGAAAUGACUAUCAGAUUUCUAUCCGAUGGAUCCGUUCAAAAAACCGGCUUCUCCGCCGUGAUUUUCAAAGAAUACGAUGAAUGUGCUAAAGUCGAUCACGGAUGUGCUCAACUUUGCGUUAAUACUUUAGGAAGUUUCUAUUGCUCGUGUCGAAUAGGAUUCGAACUCCAUUCUGACGGUAAAAAUUGCCAAGAUGCUUGUGGAGGAGUUUUCAAUCAACCGAACGGUACAAUAACAUCACCGUUGUUCCCUAAUUUGUACCCGGCGAAUAAAAACUGCACCUGGGAAAUCAUCGCGAGUCCUCAGCAUAAAAUAACUGUGAAUUUUACGCAUUUCGACUUGGAAGGGAAUUGGAAUCCUCUGCCUCAGCAGCAUUGCGAAUACGACAAAAUCGAGAUAUUCAGUAAAUUAGAGAGCAACGAGUAUAAAUCCCAUGGUGAAUUCUGCGGUGAAAGGUUGCCUAACGUUAUCACCUCUAAGAGUAACACUUUGAGGAUAGUAUUUUCGUCCGAUUCCACCGUCCAAAAAAGCGGAUUCGCUGCGAUAUUCUCCGCAGAAAAAGACGAAUGCGCUGUGGACAACGGAGGAUGCGAACACGAUUGCAUCAAAACCCCAGGCACAUUCCGAUGCUCCUGCCACGUAGGCUAUAAUUUAGCAGCAAACGGGCGUUCCUGCAAAGAAGGCGACUGCACCUACGAGGUAACCGCCCCGCACGGGAUCGUCAACAGCCCCAACUACCCCGGCAAAUACCCGCCGAAGAAGAACUGCUUCUGGCAUUUCGGCACCAUCAACGGCCACCGGAUCCGGCUGGCCUUCCUGCUGUUCGACCUGGAGCCCUCCCACCAGGCGUGCGAGUACGAUCGCGUGGAGGUCUUCGACGGCGCGUCCCCGGCGUUCCCGACGCUCGGGAAGUUCUGCGGCUCCAGCCCGCCGCCGGUCAUCCAGAGCUCCGGCAACCACAUGUACAUGACCUUCGUGUCGGACUCGUCGAUGCAGAAGAACGGGUUCCACGUGACCCAUUCGACGGUGUGCGGGGGCAUCUUGGAGGCGACUUUCCGCCAGCGGCAUAUCUACUCCCACGUGGCGUUCGGAAAGGAGAACUACGGCAAUCAGACGAACUGCGACUGGACGAUCGAGGCGCGAGGGGGGUUCAACAUCAGGCUCUCCUUCGCGGCGUUCGACGUGGAGGAAGAAAGAGGUUGUGGGUACGAUUAUGUGGAGGUGUUCGAUGGGUUGGAUUCCAGCGAACGGUCGUUUGGAAAACUGUGCGGAUCUGAGAUACCUUCUGUUAUAAUUUCUUCGCAAGGGGGAUUGUUGGUGCAGUUUUCUACGGACGAGUCAAUUACCCGGAAAGGUUUCGAUAUUAUAUACGAGUCGUACGACGAUUUUUUGGUAGAAGAUAAGGUUUGA
Molecule: messenger RNA, 3333 nt
Organism: Phyllotreta striolata
Lineage: Eukaryota; Metazoa; Arthropoda; Insecta; Coleoptera; Chrysomelidae
Source: the annotation of a GenBank genome assembly